UGUCGUAGGGAAGUAAUAAAGGAAAACCCACAAUGGUUGUUUUCGGGUACUCGGAUAUACACCGGCCGGAGGAUCUCUGUUCCACAAGCCCGGUGCAAUUUUUCAUUUCUAUGCACUCGUUUUGCUUUAGAUCACCGUACCUCUAGUUGUGGCACGUCUAAACACAACUGGAGACUCUACGAUUCUCUGUCCAGAUUAGAUGACGUAAUAAAUUACGAUUAUCCUCCUUGCUUUCUCUCUCUCGUAUUCCAGACAAUUGUCCUACUCGGCUCGUCCAUAUUUCUUCUGUUGUUAACCAUACUGGAGGACUACUAUGCUUCGCUGGCCUGUAUGGCUAUGGCACUGGCUUGUCUCGGAUUCCAUUGCAGUGGUAUACUGCUCAAUCCGCAGGAUUUGGCUCCAAACCAUGGUGGUCAAUUGUACGGUGUUAUGGCUACUGUCGGUACCAUUCCGGGCUUUUUCGGAGUUUACUUGGCCGGCUAUCUGUUGGAUCUCACGCAUCAAUGGUCCGUGGUUUUCGUUCUGACGUCUGUCCUCAGUCUGAUCGGCUGGGUCGCUUAUACCUGUUACGGUUCGGCUGAACAGAUUCUGUGA
Messenger RNA from Echinostoma caproni, 594 nucleotides. NCBI's taxonomy places the organism in Eukaryota, Metazoa, Platyhelminthes, Trematoda, Plagiorchiida, Echinostomatidae. The record is from the annotation of a GenBank genome assembly.